Heterobilharzia americana is the source of this 204-nucleotide messenger RNA. NCBI's taxonomy places the organism in Eukaryota, Metazoa, Platyhelminthes, Trematoda, Strigeidida, Schistosomatidae. The record is from the annotation of a GenBank genome assembly.
AUGACCUCAACGUUUUUGUGGUAUUUAGCAGCGCGCUAUUCGCCUGGACUCUCAGUAACUGCUCUGGAGGGUGACGAAUCUCUCCCGUAUCUUUCAACAACUUGGAUUGGAUUCACGCACCUCUUGUCUUUCAGUUUAUCCUGUGAAUCUCGUGAAUCUCAGCUUGAAAUUGCAUCAACUUUUCAUUUGAUAUGGGUUUGUUGA